AUGGCUCCGACAUCACAAUCCUCAACGGGCCCCGGUCCACCGAAGAAGACAAGGCCGUCGAGGUUCCGAGAGGAGCUCUCGGAGAGCGACACCAGCAGUAGUGGUACAGACAUCGAUACACCGUCAGAGAGCAGCGAUUCUGAGGAGAAAAGUGACAGAGGCCGAGAGAACGCAAAGAAGACACGGGCUAGACAGCGCCAAUCCUCGAGUGGCCCGAGUCGUCAAAGUCCGAGACGAAGAACCUCUACCAGGCCCGAUACUGAUGAAAGCUCGGGAGAUGAUUCCACCUUGGUGGACGAUAGUGACGACAACGGCCCACAAAGCUCGAGGUCCAGAUCAAAUCGGUCAAAAUCCAAGAAAACGAGAUACCCGCCCUCUCCACCUCUGAACGAAAAGCUGAAGAUCAAGAAAGGGUUCAGUCGGGAAGACUUUACAAAAAGGCUGGAACAGUAUGAGCGAGACAAUAUCGACCGGGAACCAUUUCUGGCGAGCUGCUGUGGAGACUGCACUGGUUGCUGGAGAUCCACAUGGGGAUGGGCAGGCUGGAGGUGGAUGGUGAGGAAAGCCCCUCAUGGAUUGGGACUGUUUAUGGUAUUCUGCGGCGCUCUUUGUGCUUUGACGGGCCCUCAGCUGGACUGGUGGGCCGUAGAAGUAAAUGAUUACAAGUUUGGCGGUCUCGGGUGGUGCCAAGGGUCCAGGUGCCAGACUGGCGUAUUUUAUACCAGUGUGACCGUUGGAUCAUGGCCUGCUAUCACUGUACCAGCUCUUCUGAUGUGCUUUGGAGGCUUGGCGAUUAUUCAGCUCCUUUUGCUCAUCUUCAACAUCCUUUUCCUGCGCCACAACCUUCAAUCAUGCUGUACAGAUCUGGAAGCCCAAACUAAAAGUCGAAAAUCCUCUCGAAACCGACGCGCGAAAUCAUCGGUGUGGUUUGAGCGAACAAUGACUGUCUGUACGUUAGGGAACUCUGUCAUGGCCAUAAUACUUGCUGCCUGGGCCAGUCAGAACAAUGCCCAAGGCAAAAUAGGAUACAAGCUCGCCAUCUUCCUGAUGAUGACUCCACUCAUAUGGUUCUUCCUUGGAAUGUCCUAUCGCUCACGGUGGGCGUACUACUCGGACAAACUCAUGUCCUCGGCCUCUAGGAGCCAGAAAAAGGUGGCUGGAAGCUGGGACAUGGCUUACAGAGAUCCCGACGAGGAUGAGGUCGUGGCUUCUCGGACAAAGGUUGGCACCGACAGACAGCAAGUCGUCAAGCCCGCAAGGAGUAGAGGACGGUAUUAA
Molecule: messenger RNA, 1278 nt
Organism: Cryptococcus amylolentus CBS 6039
Lineage: Eukaryota; Fungi; Basidiomycota; Tremellomycetes; Tremellales; Cryptococcaceae
Exons: 4
Coding region: 1-1278 (425 amino acids)
Source: RefSeq, a predicted model, not a curated record